Phaeoacremonium minimum UCRPA7 is the source of this 405-nucleotide messenger RNA. RefSeq lists its product as hypothetical. The transcript has a single exon. The record is from RefSeq and is a predicted model, not a curated record. Bases 1 to 405 code for a protein of 134 amino acids. NCBI's taxonomy places the organism in Eukaryota, Fungi, Ascomycota, Sordariomycetes, Togniniales, Togniniaceae.
AUGGCGGACAACGGGGAGGACGUCGCGCAGCUGCUGGCGUUCGGCGUAGCGACUCCGAUUGCAGAGCUGGGCCCCGAGCUCACAGAGUCACAGAAGCGCGUUGUUCGCGGAGAAGUGACGAUUACCUGGCCCUACAAUUCAGUGAACAAGUCACUAGCCUUCCUCCUCGCGGAGCCUGACGUCCGUUUGCGACGCGCCAAAGGUCUCAUACGGGUUCAGUUAAACGGCGCCAGCGCGGAAGCUGUUGCGGGCUGUAACCUCGGAGGAGGUGAUGAGGUCCUGCUGAGCUUGGACGGCGUCGGCUGGGAGAAGGACGAUGCGCCCGCCAGACCAGCGGGGUCGCGCUCUGACUGGCAGUUGAAGUUCUCAAACAAGAUCAUCCUCCAGGUGAGUUAUAUGACAUAA